AUGGCUACGGUGAUACCUUCGUCGUUCCAGUUCCGCGACUGUACGGAGAACCAUCGAGCCUUUAGUCGCGACUUGCGCUCGGCCCCUACCGCCGCUAUUGACCGGUACCGCGCACUCUAUGCCACCCGAGAGCGCUGGUCUAAGACAGACGAGUUGUACUUCUUUGAGGCUACUCAGAUCCUGGGAUCUACGCUCACCUACAAAGAUUGGGAAGCACAUGUAUUCCCCGACCAGCCACUCGUCAGCCGUAGGGAUUUUCUCAACGGGUUCUCUGUGGGCGUUGAAUCCAUUAGCGCUGACAUCUGGUUCGCCUUUGUCAACACCGAAUUGCCACUGUUCUGGCUGGAUGUCACCUUAGAGCGCAAUCCCCUAGAUGAUACUCUCACGGAGAAAAUGCUACAAUGCCUCAUCACCUUCACAUACAUCUGGUCGCAAGAGCUCGGCAAAGGACCAGAGAAGCAUCGCGAUGGCAUCUCUUCCGCGUUCGCCAAUCUCUACUUCGAGAAGUUCAGCAAACUUUAUACUAUGCUCUGGGAGAGUAGGGAGCAGCUAGGUCAACAUAUAUUUGUCAACCUCCUCGGAAGGACGGCGCACGACCUUGCCUACAUACACAAUUGCCUCAGACUCCCGGGUCGACUUCUCGAGAACGGAAAGUUGGCCCACCUUUCUCUAUGGACUCUAUGCAACAGAGAGCCAAUACUACUGAGAGAGACGGCCGCGGAGCGCGAUCUCGGGGCAUUCGAUACCGUGUAUUCUCACCUCUGUACCACUCGUGGGGGGGUCGCUUGUAGCCGCUGGUUGAGGGAGAUCGUGAAGGCACUCGGGCCAGACAAACUCAUGGACGUUCUCGGGCUGGUGAUCUUCCGUUCCUCGAAGAUCAAUCGGCCUCUGGAAGCAUUUGCGAAAACCAUGGAUACCGUGAUCAGCGACGUCCCUGAAUGUCUACUCAUAGUCUACCGUGACCCUCUGACGCUUAUCCAAGAUGGCUUGCGCGCACUAGACAGGCAGCUAGAGGGGAAUAUUGGCGAACCCCUCGUACCAGUUCGGUGGACUCAAAAUAUGCAGAUUUGGCAGACAUUGUACAAGUUGUGUUUUAUACCUCACGAGGCGUUGGUCAGGAUGACCUAUGCACGUGCCUGCGAGAUAACAGGGGCGUGGCUCGACCUUCAGGCGCGGGGGGUGACUAUGAUGCUCGAGAUAUGGAGACAGAAGACUAUACAAGCGGGUUUGAAUGCAGGAGCGACGGCUACGGCAAUAUCUAAGAUCGACGAGCGCCUCGGGGUGAUCUACAGUCAGACUGCUUCGCUGACAGCACACAUCGCAUCCGGAGUGCAAGCAAAGAGGGAUGCCGCUUUGGUUUUCCGGAAAGCGUAUGGGGAUGGCGCCCGCGACGGGUGGAUACAUACUGCCAAACUCCUCCGCGACGCACGCUCAAAGUACGGUCUGGAGAUCUCCUACAGACAACUCGUCCGGUACUGGGUGGAGGUCGGCAAGUGCCUCGGACUCCGCGAAGCGGUCGGCUUACUGCAGCUUGAUCGGACGUGUUCGAAUCCGCCUUGCCAAUAUCAUCUCAUUCCGGCGGAGAACGCGCUGUCUAUGUGCAAAGGGUGUCAAGAGGAGAGGUAUUGCUCCCGAGAGUGCCAGAAAAGAGAUUGGAAAGAAAGGCAUCGGAUCGAGUGCCGGCGGCUGCAAACGGCAUGA
This is a messenger RNA of Peniophora sp. CBMAI 1063, 1701 nucleotides long. The record is from the annotation of a GenBank genome assembly. NCBI's taxonomy places the organism in Eukaryota, Fungi, Basidiomycota, Agaricomycetes, Russulales, Peniophoraceae.